Aspergillus mulundensis is the source of this 1428-nucleotide messenger RNA. RefSeq lists its product as uncharacterized. The record is from RefSeq and is a predicted model, not a curated record. Gene Ontology annotation, molecular function: iron ion binding; oxidoreductase activity, acting on paired donors, with incorporation or reduction of molecular oxygen; heme binding. Lineage: Eukaryota; Fungi; Ascomycota; Eurotiomycetes; Eurotiales; Aspergillaceae. The coding region runs from base 1 to 1428 and encodes 475 amino acids. The transcript is spliced from 3 exons.
AUGGCACUCCUCACAUUCCUCGCCAUUGCCAUCCUCAUGGCAACGCCCAUCAUCAUCCACAUCCACGGCGCCCCCCCCCCUGCGGAAAUACCCAAGCCAAACGCCCUUUUCCCCCUUCACAGACCUCUCCUCCAUAUGGGCACGACGCAACACCUUCCGCACCAAAGCCCUCUCCACCCAGCACAAGAAACACCCCAUUAUCCGCCUCGGCCCACGCACGCUCUCCUUCGGCACCAUCAACGCAAUACAAGACAUAUACGGCCACGGCUCGCCGUGCGUGAAAGCCGCGCCAUACCAAGCGACCCUCCUGCCUGGCGCGCAUACGCAUAUACUCAACGCCAUCGGCCGCGAGGACCACGCGCGCAAGCGCCGCAUGCUCAGCAAUGCCUUCGCGGCGCGGAAUUCGGAGGCCUGGGAGGGGAAGAUUGCGGAGAGGGAAACGGGGGUAGCGGGUUCAAUGUGGACUGGAGGCUGUGGUCUAACCUCUUUACCAUCGACGCGAUUGUCGAGAUUGCGCUGAGCGAGAAGACGCACAUGCUGGAGGCCGGGAACGAUUCCAUCGCGGUUCCGCGCGACGGUCGCAGUGCCCGGGCACUGGGCUUUGUCUGGAGUAUGCAUGGCGGAGCGCGGAUUGCCUCGUGGUUCGUUGGCGCGCCGGCAUGGUUCCCCAUCCUGAAGGGGGCGACGCGUCUUCUAUUCCCUUGGCUUCGCCGGCAGUGGGAGCAGGGCGAGGAUUUCGGCGCGAUAGUUCGCCAUCUUGUUGCACGGCGGCUGAGCAGGGUCGAUGAGCCGGAUGACUUUCUUGCGUGCUUGGUAUCUGACAAGAACGGUGAACCGCGGAGCUUGGAGCGAGGGGAGAUCGAGGCAGAGGCGAACAUGCUUCGUAUGUCAUCGAUUAAUCCGGAAACCUUAAUCAAGCUCAGGGCCGAAGUAGCCGAUGCCCUCUCGUCUCGCGAGCCCAUCGCAGCCUACGCCAGGGUCAAGAACCUCCCCUACCUAAAAGCCUGCCUCGAAGAGUCCCUCCGCCUCUCACCACCUCUGCCCCGCGGCCUCGAGCGCAAAACACCCGCGGGCGGCAUGAUGAUAGCGGGCGAGUGGAUAGGAGGGAACAUCGGCGUCUCCGUGCCUGCCUAUGCAGCCCACCGUGACUCUAUUAUAUUCCCCGACGCCGAACAAUUUAUACCGGAAAGGUGGCUUCGAUGCUCGUCGGACGAACUGGCUGCGAUGCGGGCUGCCUUUAUCCCCUUUAGCACGGGGGCGAGGGGCUGCAUUGGUCGACACCUGACGAUGAUGGAACAGCAGAUUCUCGUCGCGACUUUGGUACAUGCGUAUGACUUUGCGCUGCCUGGUGGGUUUGAGUUGGAGUAUGAGGAGGCGUUUAAUUUGUGGCCUGGGCCGAUGCCUAUGAGGAUUUGGAGAAGGCGAUAG